UACCGGGGGGGCACUCACUCAGAAACAAAACGAAAUGCGGUACGCCUAGCGGUAGCUAGACGCAACUGUGCCGUAACCACCAUAUUGACUUCUGCAUCGGACAACUGGGAUGCACGAAGAGCAGCGUUUGCAUGGAUAAUUUUUUUUGUUACGUGGAGUAUGGUUACUACGAUUUUGUACUUCCGUGUACUUGAAUCGUGUACUUGCCGACCCUAACCUCAGUACUUCUAGCCUCUAUAGCCCAGAGCUCUGCAAGACCUGGUACGCCCCUAGCGGAUCGCAUAGGAGUUGCUGAUUAUCACACGGUCGGUAUGAUCUAGUAGGUCGUGGUUUCACCCGUCGGACUUUCUCUCCGAUUCUUAUAUCUUUGAGACCGUCUGCAAAAUUUCAUUCAUAAUGAUCUAAAUAUCAUCAUCAUUGUGACUAGUAAUCCAACUAGCGUGAAAACCUUGGAUACGCAAUAAAUUUCAAUUAUAAGCAGUUAACUGGACAAAAUAAAACCCCGGCAAGCAAAGCCAGGACCGUUUGAAACGAUCCACUGCUGCAACCUUCAGGCGAGAGCAAUUGUCUUUGUGCCUUCUGACGGUAUAGACGAAGAAGAGAAACUCCCAUCGAUAAUUCCAUCCAAGGACAGAAUGGGCCAAAGGCUGGAAAAAACGGGAAACCCGCAUUACAUGGAAGUGGACGGGCUCUUCCUCCCUAUCUCUUUCUCACGGGAGAACUUUAUUUACGCCACCAAGCACAGACCCGAGGACGGCGACAUAAUCCUAGCAGGGUACCCAAACAGCGGCCUCAAAACUACCGCCAUCAUGCUCCACCUCCUGACUCGAAAGAAAGCAGACACCAUAUCCAGCGAGAUUCCCCUACUUGAGUGGUAUGGCAAAGACGUAGAGAAACUUGCUCGACCACGAAUUAUCCGAACGCAUCUCCCCUACUACAGACUUAGCAUCAACCCUCUUGCCAAGUACUUCUACACUGUCCGGAACCCGAAGGAUUGCUGCGCUUACAGCUUCGACGACGCCGUCACGUAUCCCGAGGAUUACGGCUACCUUGAGGGUCGCUUCGACGAGUUUCUCGACAUCUUUCUCAAAGGCAAAGUUCACGGUAACGAUUACUUCAAGCACGUCAUGUCUUGGUGGCCUCGUAGGAACGAUUCCCACGUCCUCCUCAUGGUCCUGGAAGAUCUACGAAUGGAGUCGAGAUUCUAUCUCCAGAGAAUCCUGGGGUUCUUGGAUAGGGACGAUAUGGUGGCUAAUGCGAAAAAUAUAGGCCUACUUCAGGAGGUCCUGGAGAACAUUGGCAUCGGUCCGGCGCCCUCCAGGAUUAUGGACAUCAAGAUGUGCACGCAAGAUGGGCCAAUAGCGAGGGUUUCAACGGCGGGCUACUGGAAGAACUAUUUUACUUGCGGCCAAUCGAAAAGGAUGGACUCCGUUUUUGUAGAGAGGACUGAAGGUUUGGAUCUGAGGCAUUUGUGGAACGACUACGAUGUGUUCGCAAUCUGAAUUGCUUUUUUAUUUUAUUUUCCGUCAUCAAAAUAAUAUGCAAUAGUGUUCCAGAGAGCAAAAUGAUGCGAUAAAUUUGUCGUAAGUCAAA
Ornithodoros turicata is the source of this 1593-nucleotide messenger RNA. RefSeq names its product sulfotransferase ssu-1-like. Gene Ontology annotation, molecular function: sulfotransferase activity. The record is from RefSeq and is a predicted model, not a curated record. The transcript has 2 exons. Gene Ontology annotation, cellular component: cytoplasm. Gene Ontology annotation, biological process: sulfation. Lineage: Eukaryota; Metazoa; Arthropoda; Arachnida; Ixodida; Argasidae. The coding region runs from base 636 to 1502 and encodes 288 amino acids.